This is a messenger RNA of Plasmodium berghei ANKA, 1803 nucleotides long. Its product is annotated as conserved Plasmodium protein, unknown function. The transcript has 5 exons. The record is from RefSeq and is a predicted model, not a curated record. The coding region runs from base 1 to 1803 and encodes 600 amino acids. NCBI's taxonomy places the organism in Eukaryota, Apicomplexa, Aconoidasida, Haemosporida, Plasmodiidae.
AUGAGGAAAAAUACUUUGUCAUUUCUUUUGAUUUUAUUUUAUACAGUUCCUUUUCAAAUAGUAGAAAAUGCUGAGCACCUAUCCAUGGACGAAAUAAAAAAUGUGAUGAAAAAUUAUAUUUUGAAUGAUUCUACAAUAUUUUCACAUUUCUCCUUUUUAUAUUUAUAUAAUAUAUUAAGGUGCACAUUAACUCAAAACGUUUUUGAUUCUUACCCCGAUAAAAAUUAUGAAAAAGAAAUAUUGAUAGUAAAAGAAAAAUUGCUAUAUUUAAAUCAAAAUCCACAAAACACAAGCCAAUGGGAUUUUGUUGAUUUUAAUCUUCCACAACUUUUAUUGUCAUCAAUUGAGGAAAUAGAAAAAAACAUGAAAACCCAAGGAAUAAAUUUUAUAGAAAUGUAUAAUAAAUUAAAAACGCUUAACCUCAAGUUUAGAAAUAUUUCAAGUUUAACUUUGGAAGUUUGUUAUGAUUCAAUCUUUUUCAUUGAAGAAUUUAGUAUGCAAUUGACAAUACUUCCUUUUAUUUUGGACAAAUUAGAUAUAUCAGACCAAAAAUACAGAGACGAAGUAAAGUAUAUGCUAAAAAAAUCUUUUAAAUACUUCUCAUUUUUUAUUUCAAUAAUAAACGAAUAUAAUAGUAAAAUAGUAGACAUAUAUAAAAAAGAGAUUAAUGUGUUUAUAAAAGUAAAAGAAAAUUUUAAUAUUAACUCUUUGAAUGAAAAUAAUUUACUAUCUUUGUAUGAUGAGAUAUAUUUAAAAAACAAAUAUGGAGAAAAACUUAUACACAAUUUAUUUGUUUUAUUUAAAAAAAUAUCUUUUUUAGAAUCUGGUAAUGAUAUAUAUUAUUUUAAUUAUAUUGAUAUAGUACCCAUAUAUAUAAAAACAAUAAAAGGAUUAUAUAAAUCAAGAAAAUAUAAUAUGGAAAAAAAUUAUUACACCAAGAUAGAGAAUAAAUAUAAAAAUAAUCUUAAAAUUAACGAAGGAAUAAUAAUGAUUAAAAUUGUUAAACAAUAUAUAAUUGAUGAAUAUACAAAUAAUCCUACAUAUUUUGAUUCAAAUAAUAUAUAUAAAACUAUUAUGCAGGAAAUAUAUAAACCUAUAAUAAACGAUACAGAUACACGAUUUCGGUUGCUUUACUCAGAAAAUGUUGAUAAAACAAAAGAAAAAAGAUUCAUAAAUGAUGAUGUAGCAUUAAGUCUUAUUAUAUUGACUAAUACUAACAUAAAUAUAAAAAUUCUUUUAGAUCAUAUGAAUGAUAUGGUUCUAUCAGGAGAUAUGUUUUCAAUUAAUAAAGGACCAGAUAAAGAAAGAAUAAAAGUAAUGGGAACUUGUGCAUAUACAAAUAACUUACAACCACCUAUUUUUACUGGUUUUUUUUCUAGGGGGCUUAGUACAUAUAUCCUUAAUAAAGUUAUAUCAUUGCUCAAACCAAAUAAGCAAUUAAUAUAUUUAUCUAUUGAAAAAACUGAAGAUGCAUCUCAAAUGAAAUCUGAUGUAAUUGCAGAGAGAAUAUUUAGUAGCCAUUUGAAAUAUUAUGAAACUGUUUUACUUUUCGAACGAGCUGCCAUAAUCAAAUACGAUGAAUUAAAAAGCAACUAUAGAUGUGAUAUGUGUCUGACUGGAUAUAAUGGAUUAUACACACUAUACGUUUGCAUAUUACUUCCAAUUAUGUUAAGUUUAAUUAUUUGUUAUUAUAUAUAUAAAAGAAAAAAGUGGAUAAUAAAAAAUAAAAUUGAUGUAAAUUCUGUUAGUAUGCAAAAUAAAAGAAUACUAAUAGAACCAAGCAUUCUUCCACUAAAAUUGUAG